Molecule: messenger RNA, 1710 nt
Organism: Dufourea novaeangliae
Lineage: Eukaryota; Metazoa; Arthropoda; Insecta; Hymenoptera; Halictidae
Gene: Fas3
Product: fasciclin-3
Exons: 12
Coding region: 1-1710 (569 amino acids)
Source: RefSeq, a predicted model, not a curated record
AUGCUUGCUCACGAUAAACAACGUGGUCGCAGUAAUACCGUUAUUCUAAUGCUUGGAUGUCAUUUAAAGAAUGUGAACCGUGGCAAUCCGUCGAAGACCAAUCUGGUCGUGGACAUCGAGCCGAAGGGACAGGUCGCGGUGCGUCUCGGCGAGAGUCUGCAGAUCAUGUGCAGAGUCGGCAGACCUUUGAAGGUCUGCCGUGUCGAGAUACCAGGCGAGGCAGGCGGUAUGGUAUUGUCCAAGGGUCAGCCGGCGGAGGACGGGAUCGAGUACUAUGGGGAGGGCACCGAGGCGGGCCAGUGCGGGGUCCAUAUCGCUAAAAUCAAGGAGAGCCACGACGGGGUCUUCAAGUGCACGCUAACGGCCACCGACGUACGACAGGAGGCCCAGGCAUCCGUGAUGAUUAUUGUUGCCAAACCACCGAACAAUCCUGAACUUCAAACCAGUCCCGGAGCUUACGGCAGAAGCGUCUACAGAAAAGGAGAGAAACUGGAAGUGAGUUGCAGCGCCCCCUCCGGAAGACCAGCAGCCAACGUAUCGUUAUUCCUUGACGACGAACCAAUCGGUUACGAGGAAAGACCAACGAUCUACGACUCGAACGUGAACGAGAACUCGUUGGCAGUGCAAAACGCGUCGCGCAGCUUGGAUUGGACCGACAAUGGCAAAGUUCUUCGGUGCAGAGCCAACCAUAUCGCCCUCGACAAGCCUAAGGAAACCACUAUGCAGAUACAAGUACGCUAUCCGCCGCAGCCACAGCCAACCAUCGAGCGAUUCGGAUACGUGAUUGGACGUGAGGGUCACGUGAACGUAACCGUUUACGCGAACCCCAAGCCACAUUUCUUAUGGCGAGUGAACAACGAAAAGAUCCUCGAGGGUCACCUGGACCAGAGCCACAGACUUCAAACCUCGACCGCCGUCGAUUUGGGAAGAGGAGCGUGGAGCGUAAUCCUCACUAUCGACAGCAUUCAGAAGUCCGACACAGAGAAGGAGUACAUAUUGGAAGCCCGCAAUGACGAGGGAGCGUACGAGUACCGUAUCGUUUUGUCGACUUCCACAGAACCCGCAGGGGCGUUCAGUCACUUCUAUGGUAAGCUCUCCGAACACAUGCACGCACUAGGCGUUGAUUUAGACACUGGCUCGAUCAUCGGUAUCGUCGUCGGAGCCCUGGUGCUACUUCUCCUCGUUUUCGUACUUAUUUUCGCCCGUGCAACCGGUCGCUGGUGCUUCGCAGGUAACUCAUCAUCAAGGACUUUCGGCGAGUCAGACGUCGCGGAUCCGGCACUGAGCGUUAGUCUCCUUCGUUUUGAGAAAUCGAAAACACCAGACGAUAACAAUAAGCAAAGAAGCGACACGGAAAGUGCUGGAAGGUACUCUAGAACGGAAGUGGACGGAUCAAGGGGUGGACGAAAACCAAAAAUCAGCUUGACCAGACUCUUUAAACGGAACAAGGACAAAGUUUCUGGCGCUGACACUGAUACCGUGAGGACUGUUGUAACAGUCGAUGACGAGAAGCUUCAGACCACGGCGUCGGAUGCACAGGAAGGCAAGCCUAAUCCUUCGACAGGCGAAGGCGGUAUCGUUUACGCGGAAUUGGACUUGACGCUGCAACAACAGGGCGUUGCGCCGCGUCGUUUGAACGAGGACAAAACCGAAUACGCUGAAAUCUUGUACACGAAACCAGCAACGGAAGAACAGACGCCCAACGAAUAA